Molecule: messenger RNA, 1668 nt
Organism: Entelurus aequoreus (snake pipefish)
Lineage: Eukaryota; Metazoa; Chordata; Actinopteri; Syngnathiformes; Syngnathidae
Product: cytochrome b-c1 complex subunit 2, mitochondrial
Exons: 14
Coding region: 16-1509 (497 amino acids)
Cellular component (GO): mitochondrion
Molecular function (GO): metal ion binding
Source: RefSeq, a predicted model, not a curated record
GUGUACCCUUAGAACAUGUCUAUGUUUUCUAAUGUGACACUGCGAGUGUCUGGAAGCCGCAGUGGAUUGUGGGUACAUCGUCACUCCGCCAUAUUAGUCCGACACCGGCUGGAGGAGUUUGCAGUCAUGAGAGGAAUUCGUUCCUUCAACAACCUCUCUAAACGGGGCUAUGCUGCUGCCAGACGAAGUGAACCCCUGACUCAGCACUUUGAUGCUACCCGCAAGCCCUCACCAGCACCACCGACCCCUCCUCAACAUGUCCAGGUGUCCAAGCUCCCAAAUGGUCUGGUGAUAAUGUCCUUGGAGAACUACUCACCCAUGUCCACCGUGGGGGUGUUUGUGAAAGCAGGGAGUCGCUAUGAGACCGUGGAAAACCAGGGUGUGUCUCAUGUGCUGCGGCUGGCUGCAAACCUGACUACUAAAGGUGGCUCUGCCUUCAAGAUCUGCCGCAGUGUGGAAGCUCUGGGAGGCAGUCUGAAUGUAACAUCAUCCAGGGAAGCUAUGGCCUACACUACAGACUGCUUAAGAGAUCACCUAGAUCAAAUAUUUGAGCAUUUGGUCAACGUGACCACGGCUCAGGAGUUCAGGCCUUGGGAAGUGGACGACCUGACAUCCAGGGUGAAUAUUGACAGAGCUUUGGCUCAGCAGUCUCCUCAAAUAGGUUUGUUAGAGAAGUUGCAUGAAGCGGCGUACAAAAACGCCCUGUCCAACUCUUUGUACUGCCCCGACUACAUGAUUGGCCGCGUUUCUCCGGAAAAACUGCAGUUAUUUGUCGAAGACCAUUUCACUUCUAGCAGGAUGGCUCUUGUCGGACUUGGUGUAACGCACUCUGUAAUGCGGCAACUGGGCGAGGGGCUCAUGAGUGUCCGCAGUGGGGCCGGAGCUCCUGAGACUACGGCAGUUUACCGUGGAGGGGAGCUUCGUAUGCAGAACAAUGACUCCCUGGUUCACGCGCUGGUUGUCAGCCAAGGUGGCGUGAUGGCCGGCGCAGAGGCGAACGCAUUUGUGGUGCUGCAAAGGAUCCUGGGAGCUGGGCCGCAUGUAAAGCGAGGUGCCAACGUUACCAGCAAGCUGAGUCGGGGUAUUGCUGAAGCAACCACACAGCCUUUUGAUGCCUCAACCUUCAACACUUCAUACUCUGACUCCGGUCUGUUUGGGAUCUACACCAUCUCACAAGCUCAUGCUGCCGGAGACGUGAUCAGAGCUGCUGUUGCGCAAAUAAAAGGUGUGGCUGAGGGCAACGUGUCUGCAGAGGACAUCACCAGGGCAAAGACUCAGGCUAAAUGUGAAUAUCUGAUGUCAAUUGAGAGUUCUGAGAGUCUGAUGGAGGAGAUGGGUGCUCAAGCUCUGACAACUGCAGCGUACCAGCCUCCUGAGGCGGUUCUCCAGGCUAUUGACGCCAUCACCCAGGAGGAUGUGGUCAAGGCUGCAAAGAAAUUUGUGGAGGGUAAGAAGACCAUGGCAGCUAGUGGACAUCUUAUUAAUACACCUUUUGUGGAUGAGUUAUGAAAUGCCAAGUAAACCAGCAAUAAUCAUUUUAUGUGGGUAUACGCAACAAAGAAACAUCAAGGACCUUGAAGCCACAGAUUCAUGUACGCUCAUUUGAUGUGACCUCUUUUUUUGUCCAUUUAUCUGUACAUCUUUGUAAAUUAAAAAAUAAUGACCGUA